Molecule: messenger RNA, 1842 nt
Organism: Phoenix dactylifera (date palm)
Lineage: Eukaryota; Viridiplantae; Streptophyta; Magnoliopsida; Arecales; Arecaceae
Source: RefSeq, a predicted model, not a curated record
UGGUAGGGAAGUAAGUUUAAGUCAACGUCGACGCAGCAAAAGAAAACACUUUCCUCUCAGCUAUAAACCGCAUCCGGCAUUCGAUCGUCUUCGUCCCAGACUCCUGGUCGAGAGAAGAGAUUGAGAGAGAGAGAGAUGCGUGAGGAAUGGGCAAGCCUGGGCUCCGCCCUCGCCAGCUUCAUGUUCCUCUGGGCGGUCAUCCGCCAAUUCUUCCCCGUCGGCCCGGAAACCGUCCUCAUCAAAUACAUCCACAAGCUCACAUCCUUCAUUUACCCCUACGUCCGGAUCCAAAUCCCAGAGUACACCGGCCAGGGCAUGAAGCGCAGCGAGGCCUUCACCGCCAUCGAGGCCUAUCUCAGCGACUCUUGCUCGCAGCGCGCCAACAAGCUCAAGGCCGAUCUCGGCAAGGACAGCAGCAAACUCAUCCUCAGCAUGGACGACCAUGAGGAGGUCACCGACGAAUUCGGCGGCGCCAAGUUCUGGUGGUCGUCGUCUUCCAGGUCCACACGUCAGCCCCAGGUCCUCUCCUGGUACCCCGCACCAGAUGAGAAGAGGUCCUACAAGCUCGUCUUCCACAAAAGGAAACGGCAGCUCGUUCUCGAUUCCUAUCUCAGCCAUGUGCUAAAAGAGGGGCGCGAGGUCGCCGUCCGGAACCGGCGGCGGAAGCUGUACUGCAACAACCCCGGCGGAAGUGGGUAUGGCUACAGGAGCGGGGUGUGGAGCCACGUGUUGUUCGAGCACCCGUCCACCUUCGACACCCUCGCCAUGGACCCCGGGAAGAAGCUGGAGAUCAAGAAGGAUCUCGACGCGUUCCGCAAGGGGAAGGACUACUACGCCAAGAUCGGCAAGGCCUGGAAGAGGGGAUACCUCCUCUACGGCCCGCCCGGCACCGGCAAGUCCUCGAUGAUUGGUGCGAUGGCUAAUUUCCUGGAUUACGACGUCUACGACUUGGAGCUGACGACCGUCAAGAACAACGUCGAGCUGCGGAAGCUCUUCAUCGAGACGACGGGCAAAUCCAUCAUAGUCAUCGAGGACAUCGACUGCUCGCUGGACCUCACUGGUAAGAGGAAGCAGAAAGGCAAGAAAGAGGAAGGCGCAAGCGAGGAGAAGAAGAAUCUGCCACCAGGCCAAGAAGAGAAGGAUGAGAGCAGCAAGGUGACUCUAUCCGGGCUUCUCAACUUCAUCGACGGCAUCUGGUCCGCCUGCGGCGGAGAGAGGCUGAUAGUGUUUACGACCAACCACAUAGAGAAGCUGGAUCCGGCGCUGAUCAGGAGGGGGCGGAUGGACAAGCACAUCGAGAUGUCCUACUGCGGCUUCGAGGCAUUCAAGGUGCUGGCCAGGAACUAUUUGGACGUCGACUCGCACCCUCUGUUCGACACCAUCCGGGACCUGAUGGAGGAGGUGAAGAUUACCCCCGCGGAUGUGGCGGAGAAGCUGAUGCGGAAGUCUGGGGACGAGGACGCAGGGUCGUGUCUUGAGAAUUUGAUCCAGGCGAUGAACAAAGUCAGGGAGGAGGAAGCGUCCAAACAAGCUCACGCCAGUACAGAGGAAAUUGUGAAGGGCGAGGAGGAGAAAAGUGGAGCUGAGGAGGAGGAAGCAUCAAAACAGGCUGUGCGCAGUGGAGAGGAGAUGGACGGGGAGGAGAAGCGUGGAAGUAGAGCCGAUGGAGUUCUGUAGGAACCUUUUGUAGAAAAGUCUGUUGGUUCUCGAAGUAAUUAUCUGCUGGUCUUUCGGCUCCGGGAUGUAAUUGGCUGGUUCUAGUUUCUGGCCCGAAGACAUUCUGUUCAUCGCUUCGAUUCUAGCAAUAAAAAAUAAAAAUAAAUAAAAAUGUUUUAUUUUCUA